CGUCUUUCCAACUCUUCCUCUCUGUCUGUCUGUCUGUCUGUCUGUGUGUCUGUCUGACUGCCCGUCUGAGGAAACACAUCAACAUGCUGUCGCUGCUUCUUCACACCUUCACCUCCAUCUGGUUCCUCACAGCCCGUGUGUCAGCAGUCACCACGGAGACGGUGGUGGGCGUGGCCGGGAGGAGGGUGAAGCUGCCCUGUCGGUCGGAGGCGGCCAGCCAGAGAGGAGUGGAAGUGUGCUGGGGGAGAGGAGAGCCAUCACUGUUCACCUGCCACAACACUGUGAUCAACGCAGCUGGAGAUCAGGUCUCAUACAGGAAGUCCUACAGGUACUCUGUAUCUUCCUUCUCCUCUCUGUCCAUCUAUAGCUCUCGACCAUCAGACGCUGGUUUCUAUCACUGCAGAGUUCAGCUGCCCGGUCUGUUCAAUGACCAAACAUCCACCGUUCACCUUAUCAUCAUCAACCCUCGAUCUGUGGUCUCUGAAACCUCUGAGCGCUCAGACAACUGGGAUGCUGAGAACCUGAACACACCACACACUACAACAGGUUUCAGCAGACAAGACGUGACCAGGCAGACAGGAAGUGAUGUCACUGGAGAAGACACCACAGGGCCAAUGGUGUUGCUGGUUCAGUCGUCUGUCCAACAGCAGCAGAAGGUCGACAGUCUGCAGAGCUUCAUUGGAAACACAGUGAGGGUCUCCUUCGUCGUCUUCAUACCUGCACUGCUGCUGACUGCCGCUUACAGAUUUUGGAGGACCAAUCAGAGACCAGAGACUGACAAGAGGCUGAACCAAUCAGAGGAAGAAGAGGCGUACAGCUCUGUGUAGAGUCUAUUUGCUGCUGUGAAACAUGUUUUCUGUUUGAGUUGUCUCUUCACUUUUAGUCCAGCUGGGCCACCGUACAGACCUUCAUCACAGCUGUCAGAACAUUAUUCAUUGCUGAAAAAAAUCAUCAAUGUGCUUUUUUCACUGUUGGAAUGUAACAAGGUAUAUUUACUCAUUUACUUUCCAUUUGUAUGCUUCUCUCUGCUUCUACUCCACUACAACUAAAAGGGAAAUGUACUUUUCGAUCCAGUACAUUUAUCUGACAGCUUUAGUUACAGAUCAAGAUUUUCCAUAUUAAAGUUAAUGAAAGUUGUUUUGUGACUUUGACAUAAUAUCAAUUCCACCAAAGACACUUUUCUCCACUGAACAUCGCACAUUGUUAAUUUCGAAAACUGUUCAAAUGAGCCAGUAAUUCACAAAAAAAUAAAAGAUGAGUGAAAAAAAUUGAAAAUCAA
Acanthopagrus latus (yellowfin seabream) is the source of this 1279-nucleotide messenger RNA. RefSeq names its product hepatitis A virus cellular receptor 1-like. Bases 84 to 827 code for a protein of 247 amino acids. Lineage: Eukaryota; Metazoa; Chordata; Actinopteri; Spariformes; Sparidae. The record is from RefSeq and is a predicted model, not a curated record. The transcript is spliced from 7 exons.